AUGUCUUUCCAAGUGAAAUCAAUUCCAACCAAACCAUACCAAGAUCAAAAGCCAGGUACUUCUGGUCUUCGUAAGAAGACUAAGGUAUUCGCAGAAGAACCUAACUAUACUGAAAACUUUAUUCAAGCCACUAUGGAUGCUAUUCCAGAAGGUUGUAAGGGUGCUACUCUAGUUGUUGGUGGUGAUGGUCGUUAUUACAAUGAUGUUAUUAUGAACAAGAUUGUUUCCAUUGCAGGUGCCAAUGGUGUACGCAAGUUGAUUAUUGGACAUAAUGGUAUAUUAUCUACACCAGCUGCUUCUCAUGUCAUUAGAUCUUACAAGGAAAAAUGUACCGGUGGUAUCAUUUUGACUGCUUCUCAUAACCCAGGUGGUCCAAAGAAUGAUAUUGGUAUCAAGUACAAUUUGGCUAAUGGUGGUCCAGCUCCAGAAAGUGUUACCAACGCAAUUUGGGAAGCCUCCAAGAAAUUGACCGAAUAUAAGGUCAUUGAAGGAUUGCCAGAAUUGGAUACCUCAAAGAUUGCCGUUGAUAUUAAAUAUGGACCAUUAUUGGUUGAUAUCAUCGAUUCCACUGAAGCUUAUGUCGACUAUUUGAAAGAAAUUUUUGACUUUAAGUUGAUCAAGGAAUUUGUUACUAAACAACGUGAAACUAAAGGCUGGAAAUUGUUAUUUGAUUCAUUGAAUGGUGUUACCGGUCCAUACGGUGAAGCUAUUUUCGUAAAAGAAUUGGGAUUGCCAGCUGAUGAAGUCUUACAAAACUGGCAUCCAUUGCCAGAUUUCGGUGGUUUACACCCAGAUCCAAAUUUAACAUAUGCACACACAUUAGUUGAAAGAGUUGACAAAGAAAAUAUUCAAUUUGGUGCUGCUUCUGAUGGUGAUGGUGACAGAAAUAUGAUAUACGGUGCAGGUCCAGCAUUUGUAUCACCAGGUGAUUCUGUUGCUAUUAUCAGUGAAUAUGCCGAUGAAAUCCCAUAUUUUGCCAAGCAAGGUAUUUACGGUGUUGCCAGAUCAUUCCCAACAUCCAGUGCUCUAGACCGUGUUGCCAAAGCUAAGGGUUUGAACUGCUACGAAGUUCCAACUGGUUGGAAAUUCUUCUGUGCAUUGUUCGAUGACCAAAAGGUAUCUAUAUGUGGUGAAGAAUCAUUCGGUACUGGUUCCAAUCAUAUUAGAGAAAAGGAUGGUGUCUGGGCCAUUGUUGCUUGGUUGAACAUCUUAGCCAUUUACAAUAAGCACAACCCAACCAAAGAUGCCUCUAUUGCCACAAUUCAACACGAAUUCUGGCAAAAGUAUGGUCGUACUUUCUUCACCCGUUACGAUUACGAAAACUUAAUGUCUGAAGAUGCCAACAAAGUAGUUGAAAAAUUGAAGGCCUUUGCUAAUGAUCCAAAGACAUUGAAUGCUCCUUUCCCAGGCAAUCCAGAAUUGACUGUCACUGAAAGCGGUGACUUCUCAUACACCGAUUUGGACGGAUCAGUUUCUGCCCACCAAGGUUUAUACUUCAAACUAUCUAACGGUGCCAGAAUCGUAUUAAGACUUUCAGGUACCGGCUCAUCUGGUGCUACCAUCAGAUUGUACUGUGAACAGUACACUGACGAUAAAUCCAAGUAUCAAGAAUCAGCUGAAAAUUACUUGAAGCCUGUACUAAACAGUGUCAUCAAAUUCUUGCAAUUCAAGGAAUUUAUCGGCACUGAAGAACCAACAGUCAAGACCUAA
This is a messenger RNA of Vanderwaltozyma polyspora DSM 70294, 1710 nucleotides long. RefSeq lists its product as uncharacterized. Lineage: Eukaryota; Fungi; Ascomycota; Saccharomycetes; Saccharomycetales; Saccharomycetaceae. Gene Ontology annotation, cellular component: cytosol. The record is from RefSeq and is a predicted model, not a curated record. Gene Ontology annotation, biological process: carbohydrate metabolic process. The transcript has a single exon. Gene Ontology annotation, molecular function: phosphoglucomutase activity; magnesium ion binding. The coding region runs from base 1 to 1710 and encodes 569 amino acids.